This is a messenger RNA of Larimichthys crocea (large yellow croaker), 975 nucleotides long. RefSeq names its product DNA replication complex GINS protein SLD5-like. The record is from RefSeq and is a predicted model, not a curated record. Gene Ontology annotation, cellular component: GINS complex. Gene Ontology annotation, biological process: DNA-templated DNA replication; double-strand break repair via break-induced replication. Lineage: Eukaryota; Metazoa; Chordata; Actinopteri; Sciaenidae.
AACAGCUCGAGUGGCGCGAAUAAACCACCAGUAAAAACACGCUGCCACGCGGCUGUUUCUUUACUAAGUUUUACUUAAUUUCUCGGUUUGAAUCGAUGUUUUUAAGAGUUUAAAAGCUCAACAAACAUUUUACGUUUCGGUUCAGUUCGUAAAAAAAAAGGGGGAAGCGACAAUGUCGGACGUUUUGUCCGACGACGGCAGCAGCGAGGUGAACCAGGAUGACAGCCAGGAGGACGUGAUGACCCCGGCGGAGCUCAUCGCCAAGCUGGAAGAAGCUUGGCUGAAUGAAAAGUUUUCCCCGGAGCUGCUGGAGAACAAGUCAGAGGUGGUGGAGUGUGUGAUGGAGCAGCUGACUCACAUGGAAGCCAACCUGCAGCGGGUGACGAAAGGCGACGCGAAGGCCGGCACUCGCAUGGAGAUCGACCGGAUCCGCUUCGUGCUCAGCAGCUACCUGCGCUCCCUCUGCAGAAGUCAGAGAAGUUCUCCCGCACGCCUGGAGAGAGAAAAGCUCGAGGGUGAGGGCGAUCCGUCGCUGCUGUCGCCCGAGGAGUUCGCCUUGCCAAAGAGUGAGUACAGUGAGAUGAGCUCGGAGCUGAAAGCACAGCUGCUGUGUGGGCGGAAGCGCAUGCCCCCCAACCUGCAGACAGUGGACAUGCCAAAGCAGUGCCCGAGCCUGCUUGGAUCCUUUGUGUUCCUGCGGGUGAAGGAGAGGCAGGAGAACAUCUUGGUGGAGCCUGAGACAGAUAGCAGAAGGGAGUAUGUCGUGGAUCUGGAAGAAGGCUCUCAGCAUCUGAUGCGGUAUCGAACUAUAGCUCCACUUGUUUCAAGUGGAGCCGUGCAAUUAAUAGAACACAGAGAUCAGGUCAGAGGAAGAUCAACCUGCAGAGAUCACGUCUGGAAACUCACCUGAUUCUGACUGCUGUCAGGAUCGAGGACUAACGUGUGGCACACACACACACACACACACACACACAC